This is a messenger RNA of Abrus precatorius (Indian licorice), 1007 nucleotides long. RefSeq names its product putative F-box protein PP2-B12. NCBI's taxonomy places the organism in Eukaryota, Viridiplantae, Streptophyta, Magnoliopsida, Fabales, Fabaceae. The transcript has 3 exons. Gene Ontology annotation, molecular function: protein binding. The record is from RefSeq and is a predicted model, not a curated record. Bases 33 to 827 code for a protein of 264 amino acids.
AUCGAGAAAGGAAAAGAAAAGAAAAGAAAAGAAUGGGGUUUGAGGAGUUGCCGGAAGGAUGCAUCGCUGCGAUCCUCUCUCGCACCACGCCCCUCGACGCGUGCAGGCUUUCUCUCGUUUCCAAGAUUUUCCGUGCCGCCGCUGAUUCCGAUGCCGUGUGGGAUCGUUUUCUCCCUUCCGAUUACCGCACUAUCAUUUCCCAAUCCUCUUUCGUUCCCAACAACCCUUCCAAGAAAGUCCUCUACCUCGCUCUCUCCGAUAACCCUAUCAUCAUCGAUCAGGGUAAAAAGAGCUUUCAAUUGGACAAAAAGAGUGGGAAGAAGUGUUACAUGCUUGCUGCCAGAGCUCUCCUCAUUAUUUGGGGUGAUACCACUGAGUAUUGGAACUGGACAUCCCUGCCAGAUUCCAGGUUCCCUGAAGUUGCUGAACUUAUUGAUGUGUGCUGGCUUGAAAUUCGCGGGGUGAUAAACGCAAUUGCCUUGUCACCAAAUACUCAGUAUGCUGCUUAUCUUGUUUUCAAGAUGAACAAUGCCCGUGGAUUUCAUAAUCGUCCUGUGGAGUUAUCAGUGAGUAUCCAUGGUGGCCAGAGUAAUACCAAAAGUGUCUGUUUGGAUCCUAACUUAGAAGGUAGGCCAAACAACGGAGUUGUGGGACUGCAACGUCCAAAUGAGAGAAGCGAUGGGUGGUUGGAGAUUGAGAUGGGGGAGUUCUUCAAUACAGGCCUAGAAGAUGAAGUGGAGAUGACUGUCAUGGAGAAUAGAGGUGGUAAUUGGAAGAGCGGGUUCUUUCUGGAAGGAUUAGAAAUUAGGCCUAAGGAACUCAAUUAAGCAACUAAAACUUCUUGUGCAGUUUAAUUCUCACAACUAUAUAUGUUUGGGUCUUGCGUUUGAGAUGGCAGAAUACUGCUUGCAGAUUUGAAGCUUUAACCUUUGAACACAUUUUGAUUUUUUUAUUUGCCAAACUAUUACUCUCUUCAUGAAGUAUAUGCAUAAGUUAUAUUGCUUGUG